AUGCUGCAGAAGGCCUUGGCCGGAGUACCGGAGUUCGCACGGCCGGUCCGAAAGGCGAAGAUCAACGGCAGCGGCCCGGGCUCGGACGUGUGGCAGGCGACACAGGCGGCUGAUGAUGGGAAGCUCCUCACGUCUCCACAUCCAGAGGAGGGCGUCUUCACUGUCUUCCAGAUGCUCGACCGCUCCUUCAAGCGGUAUGCCACGAGCAGGGCGCAGGGCAUCAGACCUCUGCUGUCCUGGAAGAAGGAGGAGGGAUAUCGAUUUCCUGCAAAGGUGUUCGGUCCGACUCAGUGGAGGACCUACGCAGAGAUGGGCAAGCUUUGCAAGGAGUUCGGAGCUGGGCUCAGAGCGCUUGGCUUGGAGCCGCAGCCUGAAGGUGACUUCGACAGCAUGACUGGGAAGUUCAAGAUUCUCAUGUACGAGGACACCUGUGCAGACUGGCAGAUCUGCGCGUAUGGAGCGCUGACGCAGAACCUAGUAGUUGCCACCUGUUACGCCACCCUCGGAACUGAUGCGGUCGUCCACGCAGUUAACGAAGGCGCAGUUACUGCCUUGGUCUGCAACCGAAAAGCUGCCGAGGGUCUCGUGAAGAUGGCCUCCGAGAUGCCUUCGCUGGAGGUCAUCAUCUAUCUGGACAGCCUAUGCACGCCGGAUGAGUGCAAACACCGCCUGACAGCUGCGGGCAGCGUGAAAUUACUGUCACUGAACGAUGUCUUCGACUUGGGCAAGGCCAACCCCGUGGAGCCUAGCCCUCCGAAGCCGGAGUCCGUGGCGGUCUUGAUGUACACCAGCGGCUCGACAGGGACGCCCAAGGGUGUGGUGCUGCGACACUCGCAGCUUGUUGCCUUUGUUGGAUCUUGCUACAUCCAGUUCGGCGCCUUGAUCCACGAAGGUGGCGAGAUGUUCAUCGGCUAUCUGCCCUUGGCCCACAUUUUGGCGGUCGCUGCAGAGCUGUACUUCUAUUCGACGGGGAACUGCGUGGGCUACGCCGAUGCCAAGUCCCUGCUUGCGGGUCCCGAGAGGUGCUACCCGCUGGGCGGCCUGCAGGAGUUCAAGCCAACGCUGAUGGCCGGCGUACCCAAGGUUUGGGAGACGAUAAAAAAAGGUGCUGAGGUGAAGGUUGAGAAAAGCGGACCUGUGGUGUCCUUCCUUUUCAAGUUGGCCAUGAAGGUGAAAAAAGUAGCGGUCCGUCAGAACCGGUACACUCCUUUGUUCGACCUUCUGGUCUUCAAGAAGUUUAAGUCCAUGCUUGGCGGAAGCAUGAAGUUUACGCUCUCUGGCGGCGGCGCCAUCUCCGGAGAAGUCCAGGAGUGGGUCCGGGCGGCUUUCUCUUGCCCUCUGGUGCAGGGUUACGGGCUCACCGAGACCUGCGGGGGCGCCACGAUCCAGAGCCCCUUGGAUCCCAGCAUCGGGGCCGUGGGCACACCCUUGGCCUCCAUCGAGGUUACUCUGCAUUCCGAGCCAGAGCUCAGCGACUCCGCGGGCAAGCCUUACCUCUGCACGGAUCAGGACCACUUCGGGGAUCCUUGCCGUGGCCGUGGCGAAGUCUGGAUCAAAGGCUUGUCCGUCGGAUCUGGUUACUACAAGCUUCCGGACAAGACUGCAGAGGACUUUGACAAGGACGGCUGGUUCCACACCGGCGACAUUGGACUCAUAACCCCAGAAGGCCAGGUCAAGAUCAUUGACCGAAAGAAGAACCUUGUCAAGCUCAAGGGCGGCGAGUACGUCGCACUUGAGAUGAUCAACGUGACCUACAACAAUGCAGAUAUCAUCAACGCCGACGCCGGAGGUGUUUGCUGCUUCGCAAGCCAUGAAAUCGAUCGGCCGGUACUGCUGGCUCAAUGCAAACGGAAAGAGCUGGUUGAGCUUGCAGCCAAAAAUGGAGUCACUGGAAAAGAUGGCGAAGAGCUCUGCAGAGAUCCCAAGGUGAUGGCUGCAGUGAAGGCCGCUCUAGACGUGGUUGCGAAGGCGGGAAAGCUCCCUUCCCUGAUGCAAGCCACCGCUGUCAUGCCCGUGUUGGAGCCAUGGACGCCAGACAACGGCUGCCUCACAGCGACUUCGAAGCUUGUGCCAAAGACAAUCUACAAAGUCCACGAGAAGGACCUCGACAUUUUGAAGCCGAUGGCCAUGAAAGGAUAG
Messenger RNA from Symbiodinium sp. CCMP2456, 2139 nucleotides. NCBI's taxonomy places the organism in Eukaryota, Dinophyceae, Suessiales, Symbiodiniaceae. The record is from the annotation of a GenBank genome assembly.